Haemonchus placei is the source of this 840-nucleotide messenger RNA. NCBI's taxonomy places the organism in Eukaryota, Metazoa, Nematoda, Chromadorea, Rhabditida, Trichostrongylidae. The record is from the annotation of a GenBank genome assembly.
AAUGGUCAAGCUACCAUAAACUUCGAGCACUCUUGGGGUGAUGGAGUUGCGGUGCUACGAUUAAUGGAAGAAUCAUACAAGUUAGUUUCCUCUUAUUUUUUGUUUCAUUUCGCUGAAAACUAUGCUUCAGAAUUCCGCCUCACUGAUUCCCUGAAGUCGCAAAUCAGUAAAGCACAGAAGGAUCAUGUGGCUCGGAAUAGUAGUCUUGACUUCGCCACGAUGGAGUAUAGUGGCAUGACAAAGGACACCAUAAAGAAAUCGAAAAUGUCUCCCGAUUCCAUAAUGCAGCUUGCGAUUCAGAUGGCAUUUUAUUCAAUGUACAAAGAAAUGGUUCCCACGUACGAAUCUUGCUCAACAGCGGCCUUUCUUAAAGGGCGAACAGAUUGUAUGAGGUCUGCGACGGCUGCCACUAAAGAGGCCACUCUAGCCAUCUUAGAAGGUGGAGUGAAAAAUGCUGAGCAACUGCUAAUUAACUGUUCAAAUACUCAUGGACAACUGGUGAAGGAAGCAUCGAUGGGGCAAGCUUUUGAUCGUCACCUCUUGGGACUGAAAAUCAGUGCGGAACGCGUGGGAAUGAAGAUGCCAGCUUUAUUCAAUGAUCCGGGAUAUCUUCGUAUGGGUCAUUUUGUGCUUUCAACUAGCACUCUUUCUACCAACACUAUUGUGUUUGGAGGGUUCGGUCCCGUGGUAGAGGACGGCUUCGGCAUCGGGUACAACGUUUCCUCAUCUCGUCUAGGUGCCGUUAUUUCCAGUCAAAAGAGAAACCGAGACGCCAAGGAAUUCAGCCAAGCGUUGGUGAAAAGUUUGGAUAUAUUACGCAACAUCAUGAACAAGCCUUAA